This is a messenger RNA of Aureobasidium melanogenum CBS 110374, 2397 nucleotides long. Its product is annotated as glucan 1,3-beta-glucosidase. The coding region runs from base 1 to 2397 and encodes 798 amino acids. The record is from RefSeq and is a predicted model, not a curated record. Lineage: Eukaryota; Fungi; Ascomycota; Dothideomycetes; Dothideales; Saccotheciaceae. The transcript has a single exon. Gene Ontology annotation, molecular function: polygalacturonase activity.
AUGCGCGCAAUCAGCCCGGUCUCGCUGAUCAGCGCCGUAACCACCUUGGUUACCUUACUCCUGGUGCUAUCGCCAUCACAGACGUUGGCCUCUCCCGUCUCAUCGGUCAAGAGGGCCUCGUCUUCAUCCUACUGGCUGGCGAACAUCCAGCGUCAAGGUUCUGUGGCAUUCGGUAGCGACUCAUCCUACGCCGUCUACCGCAAUGUAAUGGACUAUGGCGCCAAAGGUGAUGGCUCUACAGACGAUACAGCAGCAAUCAACGCAGCAAUUUCUGCCGGCAGUCGUUGCGGUUGGGGCUGUGAUAGCAGCACAGUCACCCCUGCUCUCGUCUACUUCCCUCCUGGUACUUACAUGGUUUCUCAGCCUAUUGUCAUGUUGUACUACACUCAGCUCGUUGGAGACGCGCUCAACCUGCCCACUCUGAAGGCUACUGCUGGUUUCCAAGGCAUGGCUGUUCUGGACUCUGAUCCUUACGACAGCAGCGGUGCAAACAUGUUCACAAACCAGAACAACUUCUUCCGUCAAGUCCGCAACUUCAAGAUCGACUUGACUGGCAUGCCUCAGACAGCUGGUGCAGGUAUUCAUUGGCAAGUCGCUCAAGCAACCUCGCUCCAGAACAUUGUCUUCAACAUGAUUCCUGGCUCUGCUUCCAAGCAAGUCGGUAUCUUCAUGGACAAUGGUUCUGGUGGUUUCAUGAGCGAUCUCGUCUUCAACGGCGGCAACUACGGAGCUUUCUUGGGCAACCAGCAGUUCACCUCGCGUAACUGGACCUUCAACAACUGUAACACUGCCAUCUUCAUGAACUGGAACUGGGCAUGGACCUUGAAGUCGGUCUCGAUCAACAACUGUGGUGUCGGUCUUGAUAUCUCCAACGGUGGCUCUACCAACAUCCUGAUUGGCUCUGUCAUCCUCAUGGACUCCAAGUUGACUAACACUCCGAUCGGUGUCAAGACUUCGUUCACGUCCAACAGCGCCCCUGCCACUGCCGGUACUCUCAUCAUCGACAAUGUUGACUUCUCUGGCUCGCCUAUUGCUGUUGCUGCUGCUGAUGGUAGCUCAAUCCUCGCCGGUAGCAAGGUUGUUGCAUCAUGGGGUGAGGGACGCCAAUACUCCGGUUCUUCUGGUUCACGUGUUCAAGGAUCUCUUGCUGCUCCUUCCAAGCCUGCUGCCCUGCUCGACAGUACUGGCAAGUUCUUUGAGCGAUCCAAGCCACAGUACGAGAACAUGCCCACCAGUGCAUUCAUCAGCGUCAAGAGCUUCGGUGCCAAGGGUGAUGGUGUUACUGAUGACACUGCUGCCAUUCAAAAGGCCAUGAACGGUGUCAAUUCGAACCAGAUUUUGUACUUUGACCAUGGUGCCUAUGUUGUCAGCAGAACCAUCAGCGUUCCCAACACCAUCAAGAUGACUGGUGAGAUCUGGCCUCUGGUCAUGGCUACUGGCAGCUUCUUCAGCAACCCUGGUAACCCUCAACCUGUCUUUGACAUCGGAACGGCUGGCCAGUCCGGGGCGGUCGAGAUUACCGAUCUUAUCUUCGAGACCAAGGGCCCUGCUCCUGGUGCAAUCAUGCUGAAAUGGAACAUGGCUUCGGCACAAGGUGCGUCGGGUAUCUGGGAUACUCACGUGCGCAUUGGUGGAAGUGCAGGCACAGGGUUGCAGAGCGACAAGUGUUCCAAGAAUCCAUCUUCUACUGCUGUCAACACUGGUUGUGAGGGGGCGUACAUGCUCUUCUGGGCCGGUACCAAGUCUGCAGGUGUUUAUCUCGAGAACACCUGGUUCUGGGUUGCUGACCACGAGCUUGACCUCGCCGACCACAACCAAAUCAACAUUUACAACGGCCGUGGUGUCUAUAUCGAGUCUCAAGGUCCUGUCUGGCUCUAUGGUACCUCUUCGGAACACAGCAUCUUCUACAACUAUGAGGUUCGCAACGCGAAGAACGUCUUCAUGGGCAUGAUCCAAUCCGAGACGCCAUACUUCCAGUCCAAUCCCAAGGCGCCCACUCCCUAUGUUCCAGAGCGUCCCUCAGACCCUACCUGGUCGAUCUGCUCUCAGCAGAACCCAUCGGCACCUUGCUACAAGUCCUGGGGUCUUCGCGUCAUCGACAGCACCAAUGUCUUCAUCCACGGUCUUGGUCUGUACUCGUUCUUUGAGAACUACGACCAAGAUUGCGUCACCACAAACAACUGCCAGCAGAACAUGAUCGGCCUCCAGGGUAGCAACAACAACCUCAACAUGUAUGCCGUUACCACAAAGGCUUCUGUCAACAUGAUCACUUUGGACAACGGUGUGUCUGCUGCUCUUGACGCAGACAAUAGAAAUGUCUUUGGUGCCACCGUUGCCUACUACCGCAAGGGCGGUUCUUCAGCACGCGACUGCGAUGACGAGGAUGAAGAAGAAUAA